AUGAAUGCAUGGGACUUGUUAUCUGAACUACUGGGAUGGAGUUAUUUUAUAGCUUGGUCUUUCAGUUCCUACCCUCAGUUAUAUCUGAAUUGGCAAAGAAAAAGUGUCCGUGGAUUGUCACUUGAUUACCUUUGUUACAGUAUCCUUGGAUUCUUAAGUUAUACGGUAUUCACUCUGGCGUUUUACUUUAAUCAAGAAAUUCAAGAUGAAUAUUAUAAAAGGCAUAACUCGGAGAAUCUUGUUCAAUUCAACGAUGUAGCCUUUGCUAUCCAUGGUUUAACUAUGUCACUAUUAUUACUAUACCAAACAUACAUCUUCAAGGGAAACAAACGACAUCUCUCCUCCAUUACAGCAAUGGUGACAUGGUUGACAUGUAUGGGCGGUUUAUUAUUAUGGUUUGCUGUUCAUUAUGGAAAUAGUGAAUGGAUUCAUUUGAUGUAUUAUCUCAGUUUUGUCAAACUCGGUUCUGAUGCCUUGAAAUUCUUACCUCAGAUAUGGCUUAAUUAUAAACGAAAAUCAACUUUAGGCUGGAGUGUACACCUGAUUUUACUAGAUACACUGGGUGGUAUUUGUUCGAUCAUUCAACUUGUAGUGGAUGCAUAUAUUGCAAAAGAUUGGAGUGGUAUCUCAGGCGAUUUAGCGCAGGAAGAGGAAACUCUACUGAUUGGUGAUCAACAAUAUCAUCGUCGGUACGGAAUUUGA
Messenger RNA from Halteromyces radiatus, 702 nucleotides. Its product is annotated as PQ loop repeat-domain-containing protein. Gene Ontology annotation, biological process: L-cystine transport. Gene Ontology annotation, cellular component: vacuolar membrane. Gene Ontology annotation, molecular function: L-cystine transmembrane transporter activity. The coding region runs from base 1 to 702 and encodes 233 amino acids. NCBI's taxonomy places the organism in Eukaryota, Fungi, Mucoromycota, Mucoromycetes, Mucorales, Cunninghamellaceae. The transcript is spliced from 7 exons. The record is from RefSeq and is a predicted model, not a curated record.